AUGGCUUUUGUGUCGAGGCUCAUUGGCGACUACAAAGAGUGCCUGGCCGAGCUGAUUGAAGCAACCACGUGCGCGAACAGGGCUUUCCUCCUCGACCAGCUGAAACCGAUGCGACGACAGAUCGAACUGAGCCACGGCCACUGCAUCCGAGAGCAGAAGGCGCCAUCGAAGGCGAGGCCCAUGGACGGAGUUCGUGAGAGCCCAAAAUCGGCGAGCCGAGAGGUCAAGGCAUGGCAGGUGCAGUUCCUCUGUGCCGAGGAAUUUCAUUCCAACCUGAGAAGAGGCAAACGUGGCAGUCCUGUGGUCGAGACUCGCCGGAUUUGCUGGUACCUGGACCGCUACCAAGGCUGCGUCGACACGGCGCUUCGCGGUGCCCGGGAAGAUUCGGAACUCGUGACGCACAUGGAGUACUUUGUCGGAGCACUUACGCGGAAGUACCGAGCGAUAUGCUACGCCGGGACCAAGCUCACGACGCCUAAAGUUGCCAAGCGUCCUCAGGUGAAGCUCCUCCGCGCGCUGUCCGGGUUCGAGAAUAGCAGCACGUCCGAACCCGAGGUCAAGGAAUGCGACUUACACGCCAACACGGCACUCUUCUUUGCCUGCGGUCUGCGGUUCAACGAAAUCGUGAGCUACAACCCGCCGAAGGAAAAGGUCUGCAUGGGCUACUACCAGUUCGACAAGUGCACAAAGGGCGUGCAGUGCCAGUCCCUGUCCGACUUCAACACGCACUCGAUGCACGUGCGAGACGUGCUGCUGCAGCCGUACGAGCCGUACUGCCACGGCUUCGUGCCACGCACCGUGGACGAGAUUAUCGUACAAGAGCCCGAUGUCGUCUAUACGAAGCCGCCAAGCUAUACGAAAGGCCCGGAGGGCCCGACAGGCCCGAAAGGCCCCAAGGGCCCGACACGCCCGACAACUGCGACGGGCAGCCGUUGCGAUGAAGACGCGUACCUCGAGAAGUACUUCGACUGCGGCCUGAAGUUCGUGUUCAACAUGAACGACGUGGGCACGAAGGGCGACUCGAAAUACGAAUGCCACGUGUGCAGCGUCGUGAAGUCCCACAUGGAUUGCCUUCGUAUGAUCAAGACGGCGUCUGACUGCGACGAGGAUGACAUCAAAAUCAGGGCCGUCCUCGACUACAUCGACCAAGAGCUGUGGUCUAUCGGAGGCGUCAAGUGCCCCAAGGACCAAUGCAAGAAGAGAACCGGACGGAUACGGUUCCUGUCCUCGCAGCAGCUCUGCCACCUGCGCGAUUAUGCUGGCACGUACUUCACGUGCGGCGCGCGUUUCCUGAAGAACACCUUCCCCAUUCGCCCUCCCAUCGAGGAAGACUGCAGGUUCUACAAGGAUUUCCUACUGUGCCUGGACCUCCUCAUACAGUGCCGUACCGUGAGCGACAUCGAAGCGAAUCUCAAACACUUCACCGCGGUGCUUACGGCAGGCUACGAGGAGCGGUGCAAAGGUUACAACGCAAGCGAGCCGUGCACCAAGCUGCACCUGAUGAAGGCCUUUUUUUCCUGCGGCACCACCUACUACCAGUCACGCCGCAAUGUUUUCCUGUGGUACCGUAUGGCCCAGCCCGGAGUGUGCGAAUUACUGCAGACGUUCUACAUAUGCGUGGAGGCCGCCGCCAUCGGCUGCGAAGAGUUUGCCGAGCUGAUCGUGAAGCUGAAGGAGGUCGUCAAGCACCUCUACACGAAACACGGGUCAGCCUGCGGGCCCGGCCAAGACGACAACAGGCGGCGGCGCUUUCUGCGGCUCGACUGGCAGACGUCGUGCGACCAGCUCAAGGCCGUCCGGAGCCUGGUGCUGUGCGGCGUCGCCUUCGACCGCACACUGCCGACGACGCGGAACGGCUCCGCUGCUGCGGUCGACGAGUGGGCUAAGACCGCCGCCGUCUGCCCAUUGGUGCAAGAAAUGACGUACUGUCUUCGUUCGGCUGCUGAAGACAACGGCUGCUCGGACUCUGGUUUCCUCAAGUCCGCGAUAUCGGUGCUCCGAAAAGAUCUGCUAUCUGAAUUUGAUGACACCUGCGGGGCCACAGCUUCGGCUGAUAACAAGUCCCACCUGUACCCUCCAGCCUGCAGGCUUAAGGAAUUCACACAGGAAUGGGAGUCAUGUGACUGGAAAAUGGAGGAUUUCUACGCUGUUCCUUUGUACCGAAAUGCCGCCAGGUUCAGGACGACGCGUAUCAGCGGCGUCGCGCGGCACAAACUCUGCGCUGAACUUGCCGGUCACCGCGCCUGCCUCGCCGACUCUGCCGCCAGGAGUCACUGCCAGGCACUGGCGCCCCAAGCGGCGGCCAUCGGCAACACGCUGUUCCACCGGCUCGAAGACGCCUACUGCUCGGCCUGUGGUCCCUGUCAGCGACGGGACCAACUAUUGCUCCUCGCGGUUCUUGCCAUGGCGUCAGCCGUGAUGGCUAUAGGAGAUUCGUAGAUUGAUUAAUGCGUCGGGAAAGUUGAUCCGGCCGCCUCAUCGAAAAGAAGAGGAAUUUCGUUUCAUUUGCUUAUUCAGAUGGGGCUGCGCGCAUACACUAGUGUACUAAUUAGUUCGAAGAAAUUUUUUUCGGAACA
Molecule: messenger RNA, 2576 nt
Organism: Dermacentor andersoni
Lineage: Eukaryota; Metazoa; Arthropoda; Arachnida; Ixodida; Ixodidae
Source: RefSeq, a predicted model, not a curated record